Molecule: messenger RNA, 2082 nt
Organism: Lineus longissimus
Lineage: Eukaryota; Metazoa; Nemertea; Pilidiophora; Heteronemertea; Lineidae
Exons: 11
Coding region: 64-1545 (493 amino acids)
Biological process (GO): proteolysis
Molecular function (GO): metalloendopeptidase activity
Source: RefSeq, a predicted model, not a curated record
UUGGCUAUCUGUUCCAAAACUUUGUCGAUCUGUGUUUACUAACUAAAGGCAUCUGUCACAGCCAUGAACUCACGUGGAUACCGCUGGUUCACAUUAAUACUGAUAACACUGACACUUGUAUUCGAAGUUGAAGGAGGCUGGAAACCUUACAAGAAGAACCUAGUGAAGAAGUUUUGCUACAGCGUGUCUGGCGCGCGCAGAUUCAUCCACCCUCCUUCCGUUAGAAAGUGCUUGAUCUUCUGCCGGAAGUAUGGCUUCCGAUUCUGUGAAUUCGGCAAACAGGACGGGUUCUGCUACGGGAAGGACACAUGUACUAAGAUGAGAGAGUCGUCGUCAAAUAGGGUGCUUAAUGUUUACAUUUUCACCAAAGGCAACAUCAAAUUUCCAAAUCGACCUCAAAAGCCGAAUAGGCCGGAGAUACCUAGCAAUCCGAAGGAAACAGGUCCUGGGAAUAAACCGAGCAACCCGACUGACUCUAAAGGCAAACCGAAGCAGACGAGAGACCCAUCGCGCCCUCUAACGGUCAAGAUGGGGAUACUGGUGGCGAGUGAUCUGGCGGAUGCGUUUUACCGUCUGUACGGCAUCUCGAGCGAGACGAACAAGGAAGAAAUACUCAAGGCGCAGGUUCUCACCAACUACUUAACUGGGUUAAACAUGGAAUAUUCGCACAAAUCACUCGGAAACUUGAAUGUCAAGGUUGUCUUCACUCUCUUCAGCGUCAUUUCUGAGUCAACUUGGAGACAAUGGAACGAUGUCUACUCUUUCUGCAAGUCCUCCUUCCAGACGGCCUUAACGGAUGUGGAUGUCGUCAUGUAUCUUGUCAAGAACGGAGGCUCAUCAUCAAAGGGGGUGAGACUGACGUCUGCAGGCCGCUCCAUCACAAGUGGGAUAUGCAAACUUGAGUCCAGGUGCGGCAUGGUGAACGAGGUUGCCUCUGUUGAUACAGCCUAUAGGAAGCUGACCGCGCACGAGCUUGGUCACGUUAUCGGUUUGAUAGAUGAUGGCCCGGGCCUCAAGAGCAAACUGCGGAGGAGUCGUACAGCGAGGAAAAAGGCCACCAAUGGAGAGUACCCGUAUGAUGACAUGCGCUGUGACGGGAAGAAUGUAAAGAGCAUCAUGUCCGGUAAAGCUGACGUGUGGUCGGUAUGCAGUAAAGAUCGAUUCAAGACAGUUUUUGGCUCCGACUUAAGCAGCUGCCUCGACACUCCUGCCAAGUCUCCCAUUCUGCCCAAGCCAUCGGACCUGAUUGGCCAGCACAAGACAUUCACUCGGAAGGAGAUGUGCGAACAGUUGAAAGGACAAGACCCGACCACAGCUUCGUGGAGCAUUCAUUACAAGAAACCCGUCACACAAACGGAAUGUAAGUUUUCUAAAGGUGAAUGCUACGUCCAGGCGCCCUCUCGCGGCGGACGCUUUGCCCCCAUGAAGAUGUUCGAUGACGUUCCAUUUAUGCAGGGAGCAAAGUGUUCAAAGGGGUCCUGUUACUUCGGGAAGUGUCUCACUGGCGACCAAAUCAUCGCCAAAAUGAAGAAAAUGAUCAGCUAAUCUAUUGGUGACAUGAAAACAUCAACUGUGAACUGAAGGUGAAUCUCAAUCGCUCCACAUCCUGGUGCACCUCGUGGCUACCAUUUAUGAAGGAAUGACCGAACUUUUUCGAAAACUCAUUCCGGAGUUGUGAUAUUCUGAAGCAGCUGAAGAAGACAUGUGACGUUUCUUCUCCAACUUUUUCCGUUUCGAACGAAGCUGCUUUAGAUGGCCAUUGGACCAUUGAACCAUGGCACUGUUGGUCUUGUUCGUUUCGUUUUGGUAAUGACAGGUGAGACAGGGUGUGGUUAGACUGAUCCACUAGAGUAGUCGAAUUCGUUGAUGUUGAUCUGACGGCGAUAGGUGUAUGUCCGCAUCAUCGCUGUGGGCACAGGAAAGACGAGCAGGAACACAAAUAUUAACAAGCUAGUUAUCAGUCAUUGGCACGAAUCCAGAGCAGACCUUUGCAAAGGAAGCUUUAAGAAAAACAAAAGACCUUCUUGCAUGAGGACAGAAUUUCGUCUGCCUGUGUCAUAAUUUCUUAAUGAACAUGGUCUU